AUGAAAAAGAAUGCAGAGGGCGUUUUCGAUUGGAAGCUGGUCGAUGGCAAGUUGGAGUAUUGGUACAUUAUGAUAUUUUUUACCCUGCGAAACGCCCUUGUUGGCUCAGGAAGCUCAGGAGACAGCAAUAGCUCGCUCGCCCUGUCAAUUUCACAGAUGGCAGCGUUGCAGAACUUUGUGGAGGUAUCUGCGAUGAAUUUCUGGAAAAAAAAAAGAGCCCGCGAGCUGCUAGAAGCUGAUGCCGAUCAAGACAAUGAAGACGAUGACGAGGAGUUCCUUGAUGCCCGCAGGCCAAAGUCGUGGGACCAGGGCCAGAUUGAUCCCAUCUACUGCUGUGGUACGGCACAUUUGGGGUGUAUCCGGGCAGGGUGUACUGCCCUCAAACCGAAGUCCUCGGACCCUGCUACACUGCUGUGGUACGGUGUGUGUUGGCAUGCAGGGUGGAUCAGAAAUGGAGUCUUUGUCUAA
Molecule: messenger RNA, 468 nt
Organism: Symbiodinium sp. CCMP2456
Lineage: Eukaryota; Dinophyceae; Suessiales; Symbiodiniaceae
Source: the annotation of a GenBank genome assembly